AUGGCACUAGGCGAUCUUUGGGUUUGUGCAAUAUAUAACAAGACAUUGAAAGUUCUUGUGAUUGAUGUUUUCCUUUCAGGUGGUUCUUUUGCUUAUUUGAGGGUAGAGCUAGGUGACUUCAUGGCCUUCAUUGCUGCUGGCAACAUAAUACUUGAGUAUGUCAUUGGUGGAGCUGCUGUUGCUAGGUCAUGGACAUCCUACUUUGCCACUCUUUGCAACCACAAACCAGAUGACUUCCGACUCAUAGCCCACAGCCUUCCUGAGGACUAUGGCCACCUUGAUCCCAUUGCUGUUUUCGUUUGUGCUGCCAUUUGUGUCCUUGCGGUCCUUAGUACCAAGGGCUCGUCACGCUUCAAUUAUAUUGCUUCCAUCAUCCAUGUUGUCGUGAUCCUCUUCAUCAUUGUUGCUGGUCUUGCCAAAGCAGACACGAAAAAUUACGCUGAUUUUUCUCCCAAUGGAGCCCGUGGUAUUUUUGUGGCUUCAGCUGUGCUCUUCUUUGCUUAUAUUGGAUUUGACGCUGUUGCCACCAUGGCAGAAGAAACCAGGAACCCUGCUAGAGAUAUCCCGAUCGGUCUCGUUGGCUCAAUGUCCAUAACUACAAUGGCAUAUUGUUUGAUGGCAGUAACAUUGUGCUUAAUGGUACCGUACACGAAGAUCGAUGAGGAUGCCCCAUUUUCAGUAGCAUUCGAAACCGUAGGUUGGGGUUGGGCCAAGUACGUUGUGGCAGCUGGUGCAUUGAAAGGCAUGACAACAGUUCUGCUCGUUUCUGCUGUAGGGCAGGCGCGGUAUCUCACACAUAUUGCACGCACUCACAUGAUGCCACCUUGGUUAGCUCACGUUAAUGAGAGGACUGGCACCCCGGUAAAUGCCACUAUUGUCAUGCUUGCUGCAACUGCUAUCGUUGGCUUUUUCACCAAGCUUGAUAUUCUGUCCAACCUUCUUUCCAUCUCAACAUUGUUUAUCUUCAUGCUUGUGGCUUUGGCUCUUCUCGUGCGCCGCUACUAUGUUAGUGGUAUCACAACACAAGAAAAUCGCGUCAAGCUCAUCAUGUGCAUUGUGGCCAUUCUUGGUUCUUCAGUAGCAACGGCUGUUAUAUGGGGUACUGCUGAUGAAGAUAGUUGGCUUGGGUAUGUGAUCACGAUACCAUUAUGGUUCUGUGCUACUUUAGCACUCAAGCUUCUUGUUCCACAAGCAAGGGAUCCAAAAUUAUGGGGUGUUCCGUUGGUGCCAUGGCUACCAUCUGCUUCAAUUCUCAUCAACAUUUUCCUUUUGGGAUCAAUAGAUAGGAAAUCAUUUAUAAGAUUUGCUGCAUGGACUGGAUUUUUGUUGGUAUACUACUUUCUAUUUGGAUUACAUGCCUCCUAUGACACAGCUAAGGCAUCAGGAGAGAACAAGGUUGAGGAUGGUCUCAAGAAUGUUGAAGAAGGUGCUGUCUCUUCCCGGACUGGUUUGUGAGGUUCAAAUGUUCGAAAUGUUCUUUCCAAAACCUGUGAGGUUAUGAAUUUCCUAGACAUGUGAUUCUGAUAGAGAAGCAAUGAACAUGAACAUUCUGCAAUAAGCAUUAUAUUUAACACUUUUAAGUAGGUAGACCUCAGUCUAGUAUAUAUUUUA
Populus euphratica (Euphrates poplar) is the source of this 1611-nucleotide messenger RNA. RefSeq names its product cationic amino acid transporter 1-like. NCBI's taxonomy places the organism in Eukaryota, Viridiplantae, Streptophyta, Magnoliopsida, Malpighiales, Salicaceae. Gene Ontology annotation, cellular component: plasma membrane. The coding region runs from base 1 to 1455 and encodes 484 amino acids. The transcript has 2 exons. Gene Ontology annotation, molecular function: L-lysine transmembrane transporter activity; L-glutamate transmembrane transporter activity. The record is from RefSeq and is a predicted model, not a curated record. Gene Ontology annotation, biological process: amino acid transport; transmembrane transport.